This is a messenger RNA of Schistosoma turkestanicum, 1260 nucleotides long. The record is from the annotation of a GenBank genome assembly. NCBI's taxonomy places the organism in Eukaryota, Metazoa, Platyhelminthes, Trematoda, Strigeidida, Schistosomatidae.
AUGAAUGAUCUUUCUAUUGUACUUACUGCUUCGGGUGAUGGAGAUGUGAGAUUAUGGAAUUUGAAAGAUUUUUCAUGCAUCCGUACAUUGGAAGGUCAUGAUCAACCAGUGUAUAAAGCAGUUUUUCUUUCUCAUGAUAAACAAGUAUUAUCAUGCGAUCAAAAAGGUUUAGUAAGAUUAUGGAAUAUAUCUAAGCCACCGAAACAGACUGACGAAAAAUCAGAAAAUUCUAAUAAACCAUCCACUGAAGAAAAUUCUUCAUUAGUUUAUGAAGCACAUGAUGGUAGAAUAUGGUCAUUAGCUGUUUGUCCAAAUGAAUCCGGUUUCUACACUGGUGGUGAAGAUGAAACAUUGUGUUAUUUUGAAGAUAUUACAGAAAUAUUAUUGAAAGAAGCAUCACAACAGCAAGAGGAAUAUAUUCAAACACAACAAGAACUGGAUAAUCUUGUACAUAAACAAAUGUAUGCUGAUGCUGUUUAUUUGGCGGUUAAAUUAGAUCAACCCAAACGAACAUUAGAUAUAUUACAAGAACUAUUAACUCAAGAUCUUGUCAAACAAACUUGCAAUAAUAAUCAAACUGUUAAAUAUCCAACACAAGCUAUAAACUUAUUAUCCGUCCUUGAUGAUUUCAUGAAUAAAAGCAACAGUGAAAAUGUUAACAAUUCAUUGAAUCUAAGUCAACGUCUAUUAUCUUAUGCAAUUAAUUGGAAUACAAGAACUAGAACAUCAAUGAUCAGUCAAUUUAUAUUGAAUUGGAUUCUAACACGUUGGACACCGGAAGAAUUAUUGGAAUGGCCGAAUUUCAAUCAAUCAAUACAAUAUCUUCUUCCGUAUACAUCUCGACAUUAUCAACGUAUAUGUAGAUUAGAAGAACAAUUGGCAAUUUUAAACUAUAUUUCUGAGUUGACUGAUGAACAUUUAAUUCCUACGGAUACUGUUGAUGAACCGAUGGAAUUGGACAAUAAUAUAUCGAUGCAUUCAACUCAUGAUACUAAUUAAUACUUGCCCCUUUUUUUCGCAGAGAUAAGAUUCAACUCAAUUACUGAUGUAAAAAGGUUCAGUCAACUGCAGAACAGUUCAUUGUAUAUAAAUGAGAAUCAUUGUAUGACAAUGUACAUACGUGUAUGUAUGUAUCUCUCUCUGUCUCUGUAUAUGAAAUGUGUUUGUUUUGAUCACAAUCAGUCAGUGGCAUUGAUAAUUUAAAAUAAAAUACGCGUAAUUUGUAAAAAAGUAAAUUGUUGUUAUUGUUAUUGUUGUGUG